UCCCCCCGUGCCAAAAUCCUCAAGCUACCCGAAAUCACCCGAGCACGGAGGUCAAGCGAGUCUGACGACAUGGAAAGCGACGGAGGCGUUCCUGAGAUACGGCCCCGAUCGGCCGAGUCCUCCCCCACCUCCGAGGCAAACUCGAAGGAGCCCAAGCGCAACCCCUUCCACAUGCCCUCGGAUGUGGAGGUCUUUGCGAUGCGUGAGGAGGAGCGAAAGACAAAGCAGAUGGCAAAGGAGAAAAUGAAGCACAUGAAGAUAUACGAAAAGAAUGUGGUUCAGCGCAAAAACUUCAAGGACUUGCUCGCCGAAGAAGAUGACGACAUUGAGUUCUACGACAAGCUCAGGAAGCGGGACUCUGACAAGAUUCUCACCAACCGGCAGACGCGAGCCGAGCGCAACUUUGGUAAGGAGAACCUGCACGAUUUUAUCGCCAAGAAGCGCGAGAUGUUUCUUGUGCAGUACGCCCUCGGGGUCAAGCGAGAAGAGAUGCGAAAGCUGGAGGAGAUUGCCCAAACGGAGGAACAGAAGCUGCUGGACGACGAGAAGGCGCUGGAAGAAGAUGCAGCCAAGUUUGAUGCCUUUCUCAAAGAAAACGACAAAAACUCUGUCGAGGCGAUCAAAAAAGCCGAACUCGAGACCAAGGCCAAACUCGAAAAAAUCCAAGAGAUCAAGAAGCUGAACGUUCAGAUCAUGACAAUCCGCAGCGACAUGUCCAAGAACGAGGAUCAGCUCAAGGACCUGCAGCGAUACAAGCAGUUCCUCGACAAGGUGACACCACCCGAGUUUUUUGAGGAGAAGCAGAAGAAGGUAUGCCCGGGUGUGUUGGCAGCGCAGAUCUUUGCUGACCUGUGCUUGCUUGAAGCAGGGAAGAGCCUCAAGGCUACGGGCGAUGCUGAGAAACGAGGUGGCCCACACCGAGGCAAAACUCCAGUCAAAGCCACACCCAACCGCAAGCCGACAACCGCCGCCUCGCAGCGAGAGGAGGAGGAUGCAGACGACGCCAAUGCCGACGGUGACGAGGAAGAGGAGCUCUGGAACGAUGACGAAGAGGCGCUGCUGUUCUUCAAAAACGCCCAACAGCUCCUCGACAUCUUUGCGGAGCUGGAGGAAAACAACCUCGCCUUGAUCCAGAACUGUCAAGAAACAGAAGAAGCGCUCGAGGAGCUCCGACAAAAGAUUGUCGAGACCGAGAUUCGCAUGUCAGAAGAGACGCAGAGCCUGAAGCAGCAGAUUGAGUUCCUGAACGCAGCCAUCUCCCGCGAAGAGGACAAGGCCAGCUCACUCGAGGAGCGCUCAAAGCUCUUUUCGUCUGGGGCCGUCGGUGGCGAGUCGCAAGAGAAGCUGCUCGAUGAGCUGAAUCACAAGGUCAAGGACGUUUACCGCAAGUGCAUCGGCGACAACGACGCCAACUUGAGCACACUGCAGAUGCUGACCAACCUCGAGAACAGGCUGGAGCAGCUCUUUGAGAUGAUCGAGAUGAUGCCUCCCGAGAAAGUCGAGCAAGCUGAAAAGAUGAAAGACAAGGAGCGAAGACAGCGGCUGCGAGAGGAAAAAAUGGACGCACAGAGGAUCCUGCAGGAAGAGCGAGUCCAGCGGGCUCUCGAACGUGCGCGAGCACCGGUGAAGAAGAAGACAGGCAAGCCCGUUGUCUUUCGCUCGGCACCGCCGCAGAAGAAGAAGAAGAAGGAAGAAGAUACAAAGAAGAAGGAAGAAGAGGAUAUGGAGUACUAUUGGACAUGAUGGGCCAUCGGCACCGAUACAGCAGGGCUCACGGCUGGAUCGGCAGCAGUGGCAGCAUCCCGGCCUCGCCUGGAUGUGCAGGAGCCGGUGGAUUGUGUGCAAGAGCGGGCCUGUUGCUUGGAGAUCUGGAUGCUGGUCUGCGUUUCAUGUGGUCUGUGGCUGCCCACCCCGAAUACCCAUGCACAAUCGGCCAUGCGCAACCGCCCUGCAAUAUCAUGAUGUUUGAUCCCGUCCUACGGAAGAGGAGAGAGGCCGAUCUGGGCGACUCGGUGGCCGCAGGCACAGGAUCUGCUGCAUCUCGAUGGCC
Polychytrium aggregatum is the source of this 2050-nucleotide messenger RNA. RefSeq lists its product as uncharacterized. NCBI's taxonomy places the organism in Eukaryota, Fungi, Chytridiomycota, Chytridiomycetes, Polychytriales. The record is from RefSeq and is a predicted model, not a curated record. The coding region runs from base 70 to 1743 and encodes 557 amino acids. The transcript is spliced from 10 exons.